AUGCAGAGACACGUUUGUGCAAGGAACUUCAGACGUCUUUUCUCAUUAAGGAACUCUUGCCUAUCUAAAAGAUUCCAGUCCUCUUCAUCUGGUGCAGCCGACAACUCUAGCAAUAAUGAUGAAGUAAUACUGCUGCAACAGAAGCUUUUGUACGACGAAAUUAGAGCAGAAUUGAAAUCUCUAUCUCAAAUUCCUGAAGAUGAAAUAUUGCCCGAGUUGAAAAAGUCAUUAGGGGAAGGCAAGCUGUCCGCUAAAGAACAGCUACUGGAGACUGAGUUGAACAGUCUGUUCAAAAAUUACGCCCAGUUGAACAAGUUGUUCGACAAUAAGACACUAGUUGGACAAUCUUCGACAACGAGUGUGACAGCAGCCACUCCAGGCAGGCCUUACCCCAAUCUUAUACCUUCUGCCAAUGACAAACCAUAUUCUUCUCAAGAGCUGUUCUUGCGUCAGCUGAGCCAUUCCAUGCAUACGGCUAAAUUAGGUGCAAACAUUUCGAAGGUUUACUAUCCUCAUAAGGACAUUUUCUAUCCGCCCCUCCCUGAAAACAUUACUAUUGAAAAUUUAAUGUCUGCCGGUGUACACUUGGGCCAAUCCACCUCACUUUGGAGGUCUUCCACGCAAUCUUACAUAUACGGUGAAUACAAAGGUAUUCACAUAAUAGAUUUGAACCAAACUUUGUCUCAUUUGAAAAGAGCCGCCAAGGUAGUGGAGGGCGUCUCGGAGUCCGGCGGCAUUAUUUUGUUCUUGGGCACAAGACAAGGCCAGAAGAGGGGACUAGAAGAGGCUGCCAAAAAGACACAUGGCUAUUAUGUCUCUACAAGAUGGAUCCCGGGCACUUUGACGAACUCUACCGAAAUUUCUGGUAUUUGGGAAAAGCAUGAAAUCGAUUCUCAUGAUAAUCCCACGCAAAGACCGCUGUCACCGAACGAAACUUCGAAACAAGUUAAGCCAGACUUAUUAGUCGUGUUGAACCCUACCGAAAACAGGAACGCCUUGUUAGAAGCUAUCAAAUCAAGAGUUCCGACUAUUGCAAUUAUCGAUACUGACUCCGAACCUUCUUUGAUUACCUACCCUAUUCCAGGUAAUGAUGACUCGUUGAGAUCUGUCAACUUUUUACUGGGAGUUUUGGCGAGAGCUGGCCAAAGAGGUUUACAAAAUCGUUUAGCUAGAAACACCAGGAAAUAG
This is a messenger RNA of Saccharomyces mikatae IFO 1815, 1188 nucleotides long. It is a transcript of the gene MRP4, whose product is annotated as mitochondrial 37S ribosomal protein uS2m. Gene Ontology annotation, biological process: translation. The record is from RefSeq and is a predicted model, not a curated record. NCBI's taxonomy places the organism in Eukaryota, Fungi, Ascomycota, Saccharomycetes, Saccharomycetales, Saccharomycetaceae. Gene Ontology annotation, cellular component: mitochondrial small ribosomal subunit; ribosome. Gene Ontology annotation, molecular function: structural constituent of ribosome. The transcript has a single exon. Bases 1 to 1188 code for a protein of 395 amino acids.